Molecule: messenger RNA, 1733 nt
Organism: Lampris incognitus (smalleye Pacific opah)
Lineage: Eukaryota; Metazoa; Chordata; Actinopteri; Lampriformes; Lampridae
Product: protein-serine O-palmitoleoyltransferase porcupine-like
Exons: 15
Coding region: 104-1492 (462 amino acids)
Biological process (GO): protein palmitoylation; Wnt protein secretion; canonical Wnt signaling pathway
Cellular component (GO): endoplasmic reticulum; membrane
Molecular function (GO): Wnt-protein binding; palmitoleoyltransferase activity
Source: RefSeq, a predicted model, not a curated record
CGGGAUGAGUCGGAACCCCGCGAGAAGAACCGCCGUGUUCUGAUUCUGCUCACGGCGCAGCGGCUAGGAGUUGCGGCACUUCCGGCCGCAGUUUAGAAAUGUCAUGGGAUCCUUCAGCCGACAGGAAUUUUUCCAGGAACUUCUGCAUGGCUGCCUGCUGCCUACAGCCCAGCAGGGCCUGGAGCAAGUAUGGCAGCUGCUGGUCCUCUGUCUGCUGUGUCGGCUCAUUUGGAUGUUGGGUCUCCCGUCCUUCGUGAAACACCUGAGCACGGUGGCCGGUGGCUUCUACACGCUCUACCUGUUCUUCGAGCUCCACAUGAUCUGGGUGGUUCUUCUCAGCCUUCUUUGCUACCUCAUCCUCUUCCUCUGCCGUCACUCGAGCAUCCGUGGGACCUUCCUCUCCAUCACUGUCCUCAUCUACCUGCUGCUGGGAGAGUUGCACAUGAUGGACACAACCACCUGGCACAAGAUGAGAGGGUCCCAGAUGGUGGUCGCCAUGAAAGCCAUCUCUCUGGCCUUCGACCUGGACAGAGGCGUCGUCACCAGUGUCCCCUCGCCCAUUGAGUUCAUGGGCUACAUUUACUUUGUGGGCACUGUCAUCUUCGGUCCGUGGAUUAGCUUCAGCAGCUAUAAAGAGUCUCUGGAAGGGCGUAAACUGAGCUUUUCGUGGUUUUGGAAAGUGUCCAUUAGCUGGGUGAAGAGCCAGCUCUGCCUUGUUAUUUCCAACUGUGUGGCACCCUACCUGUUCCCCUACUUCAUACCGAUCUACGGGGACAAGUUGCUGCGGAGCAAAAAGAGGAGGAAGAUAAGAGGCUCUGCAGCAAGAUGGCUGCUGGCGUACGAGAGCGCGGUCUCCUUCCACUUCAGUAACUACUUUGUGGGCUACUUGAGUGAGACCACCGCCACUCUGGCCGGGGCGGGCUUCACCGAGGAGAAAGAGAACCUGAAAUGGGACAUGGCCGUCGCCGAGCCGCUGAACGUGGAGUUCCCCAGGUCCAUGGUGGAGGUGGUGACGUCGUGGAAUCUGCCCAUGUCCCUCUUCCUCCGCACGUAUGUUUUUAAGAGCGCUCUUAAAUUCGGAACCUUUGCCGCUGUCCUGGUGACCUAUACGGCCAGCGCCCUCCUGCACGGCCUGAGUUUCCAUCUGGGUGCAGUGCUGCUGUCUCUCGCCAUCAUCACGUACGUCGAGCACGGGUUGCGGAAGAGGCUGGCGGCCAUUUUGGAUGCGUGUGUCCGGGCAAAGAAAUGUCCGGCAAGCUGCACACAUCAGAACAGAAAGGCGCUGUGGGUCUACAUGAUUAAUACAGCCUUCGGUGCCUUGGCAGUCCUUCACCUGACGUACCUGGGCUCCGUGUUCAACUCCAGUGUGGACUACGUGGAUGAGGAGGAGGACGACGUGACCAGCCAUACCAUCCAGAAGUGGUCGGAGCUGAGCUGGACCAGCCACUGGGUAACAUUUGCAUGCUGGGUAAUGUACCGCCUCGUCCUCUGAUGACAAGAGACGGAGAGGAAGGUAAAGGGCUAAGGAAACGACGACUAGAGAUGUGAGACCGGCCCUCCACCCCCCCCCACCCCCGCACUGUGACCUCAUCAUCCACCGGACCGAAGACAGAACCACAACGCCGUACAGCACGGUACAGAGGUCAGCCCACAUCGCAGCACCGACCUCAGUGCUCAGGUUACCACUCACUUUACUGGACACCUGUUAUAACCGGCUGAAGGGUGGUGGUGGU